This is a messenger RNA of Kockovaella imperatae, 2718 nucleotides long. RefSeq names its product OPT oligopeptide transporter protein-domain-containing protein. The transcript has 3 exons. Lineage: Eukaryota; Fungi; Basidiomycota; Tremellomycetes; Tremellales; Cuniculitremaceae. Bases 1 to 2718 code for a protein of 905 amino acids. Gene Ontology annotation, molecular function: oligopeptide transmembrane transporter activity. Gene Ontology annotation, biological process: transmembrane transport. The record is from RefSeq and is a predicted model, not a curated record.
AUGUCGAAAGCCGCAUACGAAGACGACAUUGACACCGUCUCUCGCGACGAAAAGGACACCUAUGUCGAUACGACAGAGGAAAAGUUCAAGGGAGGAGAAGAUCGAAGCACACCUGAGCAGUGGACACCGCCCGAGCACUGGUUGACCCGUUUUGUCGAUGGGUACAGUGGCCAACAUGGCGGUGAAACCCUCCCUCCCGGUUCGGAUCCAGAACUCGUCGCUGAAGCCGUCUUCACCAUGGACGUGCAAGAAUCUCUCGAACGAUUGAAGAUCAUCGCUCACGAGGCGCCCCAUGAUUACACUUUUGAUCAGUCCCUCGCGGCGUAUAUCCGAGACCUGCUCCUCGGCAACGAGCACUGUAACAUGAACAUGGAGGAUUGGUCGUACGAGGUCUGUCGAUUGGCCGGUGUCAUUCACAACUGGUCUGCCUAUGCCGAGGUCCGAGCGGUCCUGGUGCCUUAUGAUGACCCAGACAUCCCGUGCGAGUCGAUCAGGGUCUACUUUUUGGGAUUCUUCUGGAUAGCCGUGGUGACGUUUGUCGGGACGUUCUUCUCCCAGCGUCAACCGGGUAUCAGCAUUCCUCAACAAUUUGUGCAGCUCUUGCUCGUGCCCAUGGGUCGAGGUCUCGCCUACGUUCUGCCUGACUGGGGUAUCACCAUCCGCGGCACGCGAUACAGCCUGAACAAUGGACCCUGGUCUCCGAAAGAACAGCUGUUGUCCACCAUCAUGAUGUCCCAGUCCUCGACCAUCGGUAACACCACCGGUAUUCUUGAUCUCCGUAUGCCCAUCUUUUUCGGCCAAAAGUGGGCGACACUGGGUUACUCUAUCCUUCUCGCGAUCGCCAAUCAAUGCUUUGGUCUCGGCAUGGCCGGGAUUCUUCGACGAUUGACCGUCUACCCCACCUGGGCAGUGUGGCCUUCCAACCUGCCGCUCCUUGCUUAUAAUCGAACCCUGACGGCCCGUGACAACAAGGGAGAGGUCGUCAACGGGUGGAAAAUCACGAGAUGGCAGGCGUUCCUCAUUUCCACAGCCGUGUUCAUCGUCUGGUACUGGAUUCCCAAUGACUUUUUCAAGGCCAUCAGGUACUUCAACUGGAUGACCUGGAUCGCGCCUCAAAACCUCAAGCUUGCCCUGGUCACCGGCUCUUGGGGAGGCAUGGGUAUCAACCCGAUCUCUUGUCUAGAUCCCAACACGUCGGGCAGUGGCACGAUGAAUGCGCCAUUCUUUGCUAUCCUCCAACAGUACACCCUUCAAUUCGUCUCCGGCAUUGUCCUCCUCAUCCUCUACUUCAAGAACGUCAGCUGGGCAGCGUACAUGCCGAUCAAUUCGAAUUCAUCGUUUGACAACAAGAUGCAAGGCUACAACCUCAGUCGAAUCCUCAACGACGACAACUCGCUCAAUCUCGAGGCCUACCUGGACUACAGUCCACCUUACUACGCCAUCGGCUACCUCUACAGUCAAGGGGCGCAGUUUGUCUACUUUACCUUCUCCAUGGUCUACGUCUUUAUCCGCUACUGGCCGAUCAUCAAAAAGGCGUUUGGCAGCUUGAUCCAGAACAACCUCAAGGGCCGCUCCAUCUACACCGGAUUCGACGACGGACACUGUAAACUCAUGCGCAAAUACCCCGAGGUUCCAGAAUGGUGGUACAUGAUCGUCUUGGCGAUCGGCUUUGCCAUCUCGAUCGUCACCGUCUCGGCGUACCCGACUCAGACUCCCUGGUGGACCAUUGUCGCCCUCGCCGUGAUCGGGACGUUUGUCACCAUCCCUUGGUGUGUCAUCAAGUCGUUGUCCAACGUCGGUCUCCCCCUGGGUAUCAUCUGGAACGUCUUGCCCGGUGUCUGGUUCCCUGGCAAGUUUUUGCCAGAUCUCAUGCUCCUCAUGCUUGGAGACGCCUUCACCGACAUUGCAGGCAGUUUCGGUACCGAUCUCAAGUAUGCUCACUAUGCGAGGAUCCCACCGAGAGCCAUCUUCCGGACCCACAUCGCGUCUCAGGUCCUCAACUGUGUCAUCUACUGCUGCACGAUCGAGGCGUUGCUCGGAUUGUACGAUUCAGACAACACAUUCUGCCACCCCGAUAACAAGAACUUUAUGGUCUGCAACGGUCCCCGAGGUGUCUAUUCGUCUGUCGUCUCGUACGGAGUCCUCGGCACCAACAAUCUGUUCAAGCUCUACCCCGCACUCAAGUGGUGCUUCCUCAUCGGACCCAUCCUCGCGCUCUUCUGGGCCUUUGGAGAGAAACUCACGCACCUCAUCCGACACCGCAUCGUCCGUAACAUGGAUGACGAGCAGCAGGCCAGAUUCAACAGCCGAUACUGGGCUCCUCUCAGCACGGUCGUCCAGUCCAUCCAUCCCGCCAUCGCCCUCGAAGGUGCUACCAACUGGGGAGGCAACACCAAUCUGACUCAGUACACGACCGCCCUGUUCCUCUCUUGGUUGUUCCAGUAUUAUCUGAAGCGAAACUAUACCGCCUGGUGGGGUAAAUACGCUUUCCUGCUGUUCGCCGGUCUCAACGUUGGCGUCGCCAUAUCUGGGUUCAUCAGCACGCUCAUCUUCAGCUUUGGUGCAGGACGAGGGGCUCAGUUCAACUAUGGGGUGAACACCAUCUCCACAGCUGGUGUGGAUUUCGAGCUGUACAAUAAUGCGAUAUCCCUGUUGCCGCUGCCCGAAAAGGGCUACUUUGGUCUCGAAAAGGACCAGUAUCCCGUGACGAAUUUGUAG